AUGGCUCCGCCUCCUGACGUGUAUUUUCCGUCCCUGGACUCAUGCUUCUCUGGGGACAACCAACUUAUAUCAUGGAAAUCAGCUUUCCGGCGGCUGGUGAAUGCGAAAACAGACGUCGAAGAAACUGACAGUCUCUACAAAUUUUUGACUUGUCCAGAGAGCCUCCAAAUCAUUUCUAAUCCCUUUAACCCGUUCGCCGGUCCAAAUGAACAAUCAAAAUCCGAUUUCCAGUCCAAAACUGCCGCUAUACAUGUCCCGACAGUUUCUACAGGCACAUGGAAUUUAGACGAAAUAAAAAAUGACGCAAAGUGGCUAAGCAACAAGACACAAAUCGAUCACAUUUCUGCGCUGAGAAUUGUUGUCUGCGAACGUCAAAAUCGGCCUGGUGACGAGCUUUUGAGCGAAUUAUCCGAGGAGGAGACGACAAGCCUUCAAGAUGCGAUUGGGCUUGGCAACUUUUCGCAUUCUACUAGCGCUGCCCAGGCUACUGAGAUUUUAAACUACAAGGGUGAAACUAACUUCGAGCUCAGUGGAUUCUCAGGUGACGAAGUAAGGCAUCUGAAGCUGUUCCGGCUGUAUUUGUCAGAAAAGCAACAUAUACUUAAAGUUUCCCAACGAAUUUUUUGUGUUGCAUUGCGUAGAAUAUCCCCAGGCGGCUAUCAUAUGGAUGCCAAAAUAUCCCGAGUUGAACACGCGCAAACAAAACUAGAAGAAUUGGGGAAAUCCAUAUUUGGGAUCCAAUCUGGAAAAGGCCUCAACGCCAUUUCUAUAAAACAGUGCCUUGAAGCCGUUCGAACCCGAAUAUGUAACUUAGAAACGGGGAGCGGAUGGCUUCUUCCUGAAGAACCAAAUGUGGAAAUUGAGCUGAUUUGGCAAACGAACGUCCUCGAGGAGCUAAACCAAAUUCUUCAAUUCCUGGUGCUCCAGCUUCAAUUAUCGAAAACCAUCCCAUCUGCAGAGCUUUUCCUUUCUUGGCUCCGUUUGAUGGCCGAUUAUGAUUUUCUCGAAAUGCUACGUCCAGCUACGGAGGAACAACAAGUCAUUCUUGGCCCGCUUCACGCUCUCAUUGCGAUUGCGACUCUCGCUUUUGUCAGGCUAAGGGAAUCAACCUCAUACUUUGAAACGGCAUCGUACUUGUCUCCAACACCCGAGCCUACAAUUAGCGAAGCCCCUUUUUUUAUGUCACGCGAAAAUAUCAGCGAAAUAAACGAAAUAUGCUUGAAGGCAGCCAAUGCCGGCUGUUUAACUGCGGCGCCUAUGAUUUUUGCAUUCGGCAUGGUUAUGUUCGCGGUAAGGGAGAUUGCGUUCUGCACUAAGGAGGAGCGUGAACUUCAGCAAGCCCAGCACGCUGUAGAUUCUUUCAAUAGCAACGCGCCGUCAUCGUCUCCAUCGCGCGCUGCAGAGCAAUCCAUUUUUGAAGAUAUCUUUGAAAAAGCUCGUAACCCAGCUUUCGAUGACGACUUCGUAAAGCUUCUUGUGACGAGCUCCGUAGAUAAAUGUCAUGUAUUUGACUUUAUCUCUGCUCUUGUCGAAAGCCUUAGGCCAAUUUCUGGUGCUGGGGAUGGCGGCAUGCUCAGUCGUUGGGUAAGGGUGGAGCUCCUGGAUUUAAUCCGUGCGAGUGUCGAACAUUUGGACUAUAUUCCUGAAGUAGUGUCGUCUGUCUUGUGUGUUAUCUCUGGCCCUACUGAUGAUUGCAAUCAAAUCUCCAGCACAGAGUGGAGUGAUGCUUGCGAUCCGAGAUCUAUAUUUAUUCAAGAUCCAGUACUCGUUGAUAGAAUUUUUCGCGUGGCCAAAUCCCGAUUUCCGUACGAAGCUAUUAAUUUUUUGAAGUUGUGCCGAGCACUGUCGGGUUCUAGCGUUGUGGACGAUGAUGGUUUACCAUAUAUCGCUCAGGAACUAGAGAGCAUGGAGACCUAUACUCAAGUCGUCGCUCCUGGCUUCCAAGGGUACCAACCGAUCCGGGAAGAUGAAAAUGCCAAUUUCGUUAGCCUAAUCCAGCCACUUCCAAUGCAGGAAACAGCCAUGUCGGAAAGCCCUACUGAAUAUGAAUCGACCUCCAAUACCGUGGUUCUUGCUGAAUCUUGUGUUAUUCCGCAAGAGGCCUUAGGUCAAGUCGUCAACGAAUCAAAACCGGCCGUAAUAAUGUGGCAUCAUGAAUACAAUUGUCUCGGCUUCCUCGGAAUAUGGCUGGAGCAAGCUACUAACAGUCGAAGAUCCGACCAAAUACCAGAUGAUGAGAUAAUCGCGGAAAUCGUAGGUCUUUUCGCCGACCUAAUCACAUCUGCACAAAUUAAUUCGAAGCGCAAUGGCACCGACUCAGUGGCUAAAAGGAUUCUCGAAAUGGCUAGCGACGGACUCGACCGUCAUGGGGAUAUCAUUUCCGUUAUUUUCGAAAUUUUUGAACGGAACCUGCAAAAUACAAUCAGCAAGAGAGGUUCCAGCCGCAAUCUACAACCAAUUAUAUCUUCCCUUAGCUUUAUAAACGCCCUUAUAGCCGUUAUUCCGGGCCGUGUAUGGCCCUUCCUGUCUAGAAGCAGCUUUAUUGGCUCAGAUGGGAAAGGUGGUAUGCUAGUCACUAUUGUCUCAUCUAUUGAGGCUGUCUCUGGGGACUUCAGUUUCCUUCAGGCUGCUGUUCAAAUGUUUGACCUCCUGGUUGAUGAUGUCAUUAAUCAUUCUGGAGUUCGUCGCUCCGCAGGGCGGGUAUCCGCCAAAUCAAAUCAUCUCACCGAGUUCAGUGCAGGCAUACCGCCUUAUAUCAUGCGCAGCUUUUUAUUGGCCCUGGUACGCGUGAUGGUCGAAGCUUACAAUAAUAAUACGACGUGGAGAUAUAAUGACAUCUGCCAACAGCUUAAAAUUAACACAUCUCUUGCCCUCACUAUUGAUAAAAUCCUAUACAGUAUAUAUGCGAUCGAUGACACUUCCGACCUAGAUUCUAAGUUGGUGGGGGUAUUCUCAAGCUCAGCAGCAUAUAUACUUAACGUUCUUCGGCCGACAACAGUCGAAGAGUUGCCUUUUAAUCCACUUCUCCGUACUAUUCUUAGCGGUCUUCAAUAUUCCAGGUCGAGCAGUGAUCUUCGAAACCUCCUGCUUCAUGCCUCGCACAUCCAGUCUGCCUUGACCCUUUCAGAACGAUUGGCUCAAGCAGGAAGAUUAAUAGGGUCUCCAAUGUCGAUGCUAGAAAACCAAUUAUUCAAAGCGUCACCAGUGCUGAUAAGACUAUACGCUCUAUCCUAUGAUUACCAACUCCCUGUCGUUUCUCUCCUUGAACUCCUGAUAUCGUAUGCAGCUACAGAUUCGAAUCGUGAGCCGCCAUCUGUCCUUGGGCACCUAGGAGCCAAGUCAUCGAGUAAUUUUCUCCAUUGCCUUUCGAAAUUCGAUCGCCCGUUCAAGAAUCCCGCACUCUACGUUUCAAUAUGGGAUCUACUUUCCACGGUAAUUAGCAAACGCCAGCAAUGGCUUGCAGUAUUCUUUCUUACAGGCUCAUCUGCCAGAGAUUCCUUAAAAAUGGGUGACAAAGGUAGCUCUUCGACAAUGAUUGGGCAGCCGUUCUUGGGCAUUUCUCUCGAUUUAUUAGCGAAAAUCGACACGGUUCAACCUCAGAUAGCAAUAUCUGCACUAAAUUUUGUUGCAAGGGCCCAGGAACACUGGCUAUGGGCUACACCACAGAUUAAAAGUCAUUCGGAAUUCUUCCCAAACAUCGUGAAUUUCGUCACCCGCUUAGAGAUUCGCAAGUGCCCUCCUCUGGAUCAGUGCCUCAAUACGAAAAUCGCAUCAUUAGUAGCAGAUAUAUGCGCCGUCUAUUUACAUAGUGCGAAAGAAUCACGAGAUUUAACGUUCUUCAAAACGAUCAUCCCUCUGAUCUCCUGGUUUUCUGACAAUGCGGUCGUUGUGGAAGGUUAUAAUGCAUCUCUACACUCAAAUCUCAGAAAGAACUUUGAAAUGAAGUAUAGUGGAUGUAAAGUCGUCUCCAUGAAGCGCACUGGGCUCACACGACCAGAACUCGGGGAAAAUUAUUUUUACGACGUGGAGUUGGGAAGUAAGCUUUUCGGAUACGAUUUUGCCUGGAACGGGACCCGUGAUCAAGGCUUUGUGGAGGAGGUCAAACGAGCUAAUCUAAAUCUGUCACUUGUUGAAGCCCAAAUGAACCUCCUUCAAAGUUGGAAAUUUCUUGCCAUAGAACAUUGCGCGGAUUUUAUGCUGGACCGAGAAAUCCAAAAAUCGAUGGCACGUGUUGUUCGCAGCUGCCUUGUUUCAAAUUCACAGACAGUACCAGACGAAAAGGUCUUUUACAAAGUUCAGCAAAUCCAUGCAGAAUUUGCCCUUGCUCUGCUUCAGCGACUUAACGACGCCGGCUCUAGGGGGGCUGAAGUCUUUGGGUUGCUGAGUGUUGCAUGGGAUGCUACGCGCUUUCGAAAUCCAUCGUACGAAACUGCGUUACUCAAUGGGGAUACAGAAUACUACGGAGUUAUGUUGAACAUCCUCUUUCUCGCUCUGCAGUUCCAUGUUGCAGGGCCGUCUCGGUCUGUGCCAGAAGCAGUCAGCAAAAAGCCUGAAGUGUCGUCAGAUUUGUCAAUCGUUCUUGAAAUCGUCAAAGUCAUAGUUGCACGGGGCUUUCGAUCUCUUACAACGUACUUACACGACGAACCGGAAAAGUGCUCUCCUAGAGAUUUUGCUAUAUUAACAGCAAUAUUACAAACAUGUCUACGAGUGAAAAAUUCAGAUCGCAUUUACGAACAAGCCGCUUUUCACCUCGCCGAUAGCGACACUCCCCGCUAUGCAGCCACAUUGUUUUCCUGGGCCUAUCAGCUUACAGUUGAGGGAGAUCCAGUGUACGGCGAGCUCAGUGUUUUAUUCCUUCUGGAACUUUCCUGUAUUCCUAUGAUGGCUGAGCAGAUGGCAGCGGACGGUAUUUUGGUGAAAUUGUCCACUUUCCGCCUCACGGAUGUCCUUCGUCAACCGCACGGAUGCGGCCCAUUCGAUCCAAUACCCAGGCUAUUUGCCAUCUGGAAUUCAGGAUUCCUACCUCUCUGUCUCAACCUCCUUUACAGUGUUGUUCGAGCUGCUCCGGAAGUGGCGGCAUUUCUCAACCAGUUUGAAGGGCAGUUGCGCCGAGCGUCUGCUUCAUUCUCCUUCGGGCAACCCACCACAACAUCACCACUUGCAAGUAGUCACCUAAAGUCAAGCCAACACGUGAAAAAGCUAUCGCUAAGUAUGGCUACUGAAGCAUGUUCAUUAGCUCUAAUAUCCCAGAUUAUCAACAAAUUCCGGGAUGCUGGCGCGAGUACCAGCGUGGACGCCCAAAAUAUCCAAGAGCUCAACUGGGACGGGACGCAAGUGAAAGAUGAUAUUGAAUCACUUCUUGAGAAGCGAUCAGUCCUCCGCUCGCGGAUUGUUGCCACAAAUGAAAAGGAGCUUGAAAUGUCCCGGCGAGAACCACUUGACCGCAGUACCGGCUGUCAAAAUCAGCUGGAAGAAAAAAUUGUGAAAGAAUUACAAAUGACUGUGAUGUGUCUGGCUGGUAGAGAGGCAGUUUAA
Molecule: messenger RNA, 5535 nt
Organism: Histoplasma capsulatum G186AR
Lineage: Eukaryota; Fungi; Ascomycota; Eurotiomycetes; Onygenales; Ajellomycetaceae
Exons: 4
Coding region: 1-5535 (1844 amino acids)
Biological process (GO): protein import into nucleus; RNA export from nucleus
Cellular component (GO): nuclear pore inner ring
Molecular function (GO): structural constituent of nuclear pore
Source: RefSeq, a predicted model, not a curated record